GGGAAAAUUCGCGCGGGGCGUGCUGGGAUGCGUGGUGAGGAAAAAGCGCGCCGGCUCUCCUUACUAAAUGGCGGCCUGUAAUUUGCCGCCUUCCGUGUGAUGGUUCCAUAUUAAGGGCCUAAUACAUCACAAAUGGGCUUUGGAGAGGCCGGACUAUAUGCACGGGGCAAAAUGGCGACGUUAAAGCUAAUAUUAGAGCGUUCCUGUAGGGACUCGAUCACUGGGCAAAAGGCUGAGAAUGGCGUGUGCAGAUCUAAUAGAAGAGCUGAACUGCUCCCUCUGUCUGGACAUUUACACUGAUCCUGUAAUGCUGCCGUGUGGCCAUAACUUCUGCCAAGGCUGCAUUAAGAGGGUGCUGGAUACCCAGGAGGGAUGUAGAGGUUAUUCCUGUCCGGAAUGCAGAGCUGAGUAUCAGGAGCGCCCUGUCCUGCAGAGGAACCGAACACUGGCCAAUAUAGCAGAGCGGUUCCUCUCUUCUCUGCUAAAGCCAAAGAAGACUGGAAUCCUUUGCAGUUACUGUGUCCUCUCUCCUGCACCUGCUGUUAAAUCCUGUCUGCACUGUGAGACCUCCCUGUGUGAUGUCCAUCUCACUGUUCACAACAUGUCAGUGGAACACAUCUUAACUGACCCCACCACUUCUUUCAGAAACAGAAAAUGUUCCACUCACAACAAGCUCCUGGAGUAUUACUGCUGUAAGGAUGGGGCCCCUAUCUGUGUGUCCUGCUGUCUGGCUGGAGAGCACAGGGGCCACAGGGUGGAGCUGCUGAGUGAGGCCUCUGAUAAGGAGAAAGAGAAACUGAGGAAUGUUCUGGAGAAAAUGAUCUCAGAGAGAGUGGAGACUGAGAGACGAGCCAAAAACACACAGAGAUGUACAAAAAAGAUUCAAGAAAAAACUGUAAGCCUAGAAGUGCAGAUUGCUGCCCUGUUUAGUGAUAUUAGGGAACAGCUUGAAUUUCUAGAAAAACGACUAAAGAUUGACCUCUCCUGGCAAAAUGUUAAGGUUUUACUCCAUGUCUCUGAUCUAAUGGAGCAGCUGGAAAAAAAGAAGGAUGAGCUGUCCAGUAAGAUCCAUCACAUUGAGGAGCUGUGCAACAUGGCAGAUCCACUCACUGUCCUACAGGAACGGGAAUCACAUGGAGCUGUAUUCUGUGGGGCUGAGGGGGAACAGAGCGAGAGUAAACAAAAUGAUGAAACUAACCUCAUUCCUGUAUUGGAUCUGGAUGUAGGUUUGAUCUUAGUGUCAUUAAGCACAGGCUUGCAUAGAUUUCUAAACAGUGUUAGAGUCAAUAGCAAGUUCUGUGCACAAGAGGCUUCAGGCAUGGUUCUCAGUAUAAACACAGCUAGUAACCAUGUGGCUGUGUCAGGGGAUGGGAAAACCGCAACGUGGACCGAAAUAAAUCAGAAUUAUCCCAAAACCCCAGAGAGAUUUAUUGUGUUUCCACAGGCUUUAAGCUCCAUAAGCUUUUCAUCAGGGCAGCAUUACUGGGAGGUGGAAGGAAGUGAAUCAGGAGGAUGGAGGGUUGGGGUGGCCUAUCCUUCCAUGGAAAGAAGAGGAGAACAUUCAAUCAGUGGAAAUAAUGCAAAGUCCUGGAGCCUGAGCAUGUAUAAUAGGGAAUAUUCAGUAAGACACAACAGAACGGUGACUAAGUUACCUGGCAAAUAUUCCAGCCAGAGGUUUGGGAUAUUCCUGGACUAUGACGCUGGACAUCUUUCUUUUUAUGAGCUGAAUAACCCAGUCAGACUCUUACACACCUUUACUGCAACCUUCACAGAGCCCCUGUGUCCUUCAUUCGUUGUAAACAGCAAUUCCUGGGUGAAAAUUAGGAACCAGUGAAAUGUACUAUUGGAAGAGAAAAUCAGACAAACAAAGUUUGGAAUGAUUUUCUGAAUAUGCAUGCUGCUUUGAUAUGUAUGGCUGCCUUAGGGAAAUAGAAUGAAAAAAGUAAUUCUAAAUGCUCAUUAAUGUCCUUUUUAAGGAUUGAAGCCCAAAAUUACCUCCCAUACUCAAGGUGAGGCCUUACCCGGGACCUAUAAAGAGGCAAAAUUAUGAUUCA
Messenger RNA from Xenopus laevis (African clawed frog), 2054 nucleotides. Its product is annotated as E3 ubiquitin-protein ligase Midline-1. Bases 239 to 1834 code for a protein of 531 amino acids. The record is from RefSeq and is a predicted model, not a curated record. The transcript has 2 exons. NCBI's taxonomy places the organism in Eukaryota, Metazoa, Chordata, Amphibia, Anura, Pipidae.